AUGACGAUGUCCUCCUCCCCUACACCACCCUUUCACCUGACCAUCCGCUUCUCCAACUCCCUUCCAGACCUCCAACUCGACGUACCGACACCGCACACCACCACCGUCCUAUCCGUCAAGCACCUCCUCCGCACGCGCACAUCGUCUCGGAGCCGUCUCCGUCUCAUCUAUCAGGGACGUAUCCUACCCGACACGUCGUCCGUCCUCUCUGCUCUCCGGCCAACCUCGUCCUCCUCCUACGGCGCAGCAGCUGCAGUCGACGACCCCAAGGGUAAAGGCAAGGACAAGUUCAUAAGCAUCUACGUCAACUGCUCCAUAGGCGACGAGCUCACUCCCGAGGAAUUAUCUGCCGAAGCCGAGGCUGCCAAUGCCGCUGCCGCUUCCACCGCCACAAAUCAAGAUGACGAGGAAGGGGGGGACCUUGGCUCCGUAGACGAAGCAACAGCUACAGGUCGACGACGACGACGGCGGCAGCAGCAACAGCAGCAGCAGCAACAGCAGCAGCAGCAACAGCAACAACACUCUCCAUCCACUCGUCCCCGCCCACGUGGCUUCGACCGACUCCUAGCCACAGGCUUCACUUCGUCCGAGAUAUCCACGCUGCGCACGCAGUUCGCUUCCAUCCACGCGGAUCGGUACCCGCCCGACGCUCCCCCUUCCCCAGACACGCUCAGAUCCCUGGAAGAUUCGUGGAUAGAUUCCAACGCUGCCGGCGAGCAGCAGCAGCAUGGUUUCGGCGGCGGUGGCGGCGACGGUCUGGCCGACGACGCCGACGACCCUUCCAGCUUGGCCAACGGGAUCGAUGUCCUCAUCCGCGCCAUGAUGAUCGGCUUCUUCUUCCCACUCGGUAGUCUGGCCUGGGCGCUGCGGCAGGAUGCCAUCUGGAAUGAUAGGUGGAAGAUAUUUGUGGCUGCUGGCGUCGUCAUGAGUGUCUCUUCCGGUAUUCUCGUCAGUAUCAAUUGGGAUAACUGA
Messenger RNA from Geosmithia morbida, 972 nucleotides. RefSeq names its product DUF2407 ubiquitin-like domain. Gene Ontology annotation, molecular function: protein binding. The record is from RefSeq and is a predicted model, not a curated record. Gene Ontology annotation, cellular component: endoplasmic reticulum; Dsc E3 ubiquitin ligase complex. NCBI's taxonomy places the organism in Eukaryota, Fungi, Ascomycota, Sordariomycetes, Hypocreales, Bionectriaceae. Gene Ontology annotation, biological process: protein processing. The coding region runs from base 1 to 972 and encodes 323 amino acids. The transcript has a single exon.